Messenger RNA from Penaeus vannamei (Pacific white shrimp), 2440 nucleotides. Its product is annotated as cytochrome b5 reductase 4. The record is from RefSeq and is a predicted model, not a curated record. Gene Ontology annotation, molecular function: heme binding; cytochrome-b5 reductase activity, acting on NAD(P)H; FAD binding. Gene Ontology annotation, biological process: generation of precursor metabolites and energy; superoxide metabolic process. NCBI's taxonomy places the organism in Eukaryota, Metazoa, Arthropoda, Malacostraca, Decapoda, Penaeidae. Gene Ontology annotation, cellular component: endoplasmic reticulum.
CAUUUUCAGGUUUCGUUUUCGAGGACAACUUAGCCACAAAAGCGACCCAAGUGUGAGACGAAGAACUUUAGUGCACUAAUCGGAAAUCAAACCCGCCAGAGGACUUGUAUUCGUGCGAAGGAACACAAAGGAAAAGUACAGUGACGCCCCGUGGAGUAUUUAAGUGUCUGCCGGCGGGACUGCUCUCCGUGUUGAAGGGACGGUAGAGAGUGAAGCCCCGUGGAGUAUUCGUGCCGGCGGUCGCCAUGGUCGGGCAGGGCAGAGUGGCACGCUAGGAGGACGCCGAUGAGGAGCGCCGUAUGAUGCCGGGAUGCUCUGAAGGGGAGUCGCCACCAUGGGCACUGUCCUUGGCCGCGCGGGUCAGGUCAACGGGGUCGCCGUGGCACCCGCGGGGCCAGCGGAAGGAAACCCCAGGAACAAGACGGCGCUGAAGCCCGGUCGGAGUCUGAUGGACUGGGUGCGGCUGGGUCACUCCGGGACUGACCUGGCCGGCACGGGGGGUCGCCUGCUCGACGUCACCCCGCAGGAGCUGGCCAAGCACAAGAAGCGGAACGACUGCUGGAUGGCGCUGAAAGGGAAAGUGUACAACGUGACGCCUUACAUGGAGUUUCACCCUGGUGGGGAGGAUGAGCUCUUGCGAGGCGUUGGCAUGGAUGCGACAGAUCUUUUUAAUGAGGUGCAUAAAUGGGUGAAUUUUGAGUCCAUGCUCCAGAAAUGUCUUGUAGGCAGGCUGGUAGAAGGUCGACCAUUCUUCCUAAAGCCAAGCUUUUUGCCGCUUGGGAAAAGUUCAAAGGAUCAGAACAAACAAAGUAAAUUUCAUAGGAGACUUUAUUAUAAUACAUCAAAGAACCUCACAGUGUCCUCAGCCAAUAACUCUUUAUCGGUACCAAGCUUAGGCCUCCCGGGAAAACUAGGAGCGCCAAAGUCCCCUCUGUUGUCCCCCCAAACCCCGUCCUCGCUGCCAUCCCCAAAAUACGACUGGUUUCAGACGAAUACGAUGAUCAACAUAGCCAUCUACACCAAGUGGAAGCAUAUUACCAAGGAGCAUGUCGUUAUAGUUAAACAUGCGGAGGUAAUUAAAAUCGUAUGCUAUAUACAAGAUAUGGUAUACACAGUCCAUUUGAAUUUGCAUAAGCCUGUUGGUGAAGACUUCGAAUUGAAAACCGGAAGUGGAUCAGGGAAAGUUGACCUUUUGCUGAACAAGCAGGAGACGGGGGUACGGUGGAGCUCAGUGGGAAAGCCCCUAGAGAGAAAUGGCGAGCAUGUCAAUUCAAAGGAUAGAGAGAUUGAGUAUCUAGAAUGUUCCCUAAUAAGCAAAGAAAAUGUGACACAUGAUACUCGAAUGUUUAUUGUUGAAGUGCCUAGAUAUGCAUAUCUACCAGUGCCUAUUGGUUAUCAUGUUUACUUAAGAAUAAAGGGAAAAGAUGCGGUAAAACCCUACACCCCAGUCACAGCAUCGCUGAAAGUUGGCGAAGAGGAAGAAGUUGGAAGGAAGAUAUAUAUUUUUAUCAAGGUUUAUGAGGGAGGUGCUUUAACGCCAGCCCUUGACGAACUUCCAGUUGGAUCUAGCAUAGAUGUAAGCUUUCCGGAGGGGACGUUUACUCUAGAUAAGCUAACGGCAGCCACAGUCACUGCUACAGAUGUUGCGCUCUUGGCUGCCGGGACAGGUAUUACUCCGAUGAUAAGAGUAAUGCUGGCUGCGCUUCAGAAGGAAAAGAGAGUUCACCUCAUUCUCUUUAAUAAAACAGAGGAUGAUAUUCCAUGGAGAGAGGACCUUAACACAUUACUUACUGAUCACUCAAGUUUAUUAAAGGUAACCCAUGUAUUGUCGAAGGCUGAUGAUUCCUGGUCCGGCUUGAGAGGUCACGUCAGAAGGGAACUUUUGGAGAAUUUGCUACCAAAGAAAGAUGAUGAGCAUGUAGUGCAUUUAUGUGUCUGUGGACCAACAGUAUUCACUAAAUUAGCUGUUAACUUGUUUAAGGAAAUUGGCUACAGCGAAGGAAAUUACCAUGCAUUCCUUGGAUAACAAAAUGACCUUGUUAUACCAUCACGCAGCUUAAAGAAACCACUUCGCAUGCAUUUUGAAGUAUGACCCACCACACACACUCAUGAUUGUAAUCCAGUGUAAGCAUUAAAAAGUGUGAUAAAUCUCUUUACUUGCCAAAACAUUGAUUUGGUAACACACUGUGCGAACUCAGGAAGUAUUUAUCUGAUGGAGAGAAGGUGAUGAAUAAAUUUUCUGUAACAAGAAGUUUCUGCAACUUGGGGAUCUUGUUGUAGAAAUUAUUUUUGUUCUAAUCUGUAUAGAGACUUUGACUCUGUCCUCUGUAAAAGGGGACAAAAAAUUAUGAAACAAUAAUUUAACAGUUUUAUCUGCAAUGGAAUGUAAUUUGAUUGGAGAACCAUAUAUAAAAUGAUUUUAAUAUAUUUUUGAAAACUU